AUGCUGUUGACGAGAUUUCAUCGGAGAUCUGGAAGUGAAGGAGGCUUCAUCACAUGGAGCUCGAGUGGAAGAAAGAGGAGUCACAUGGCUUUCGGGUCUUGCCGGCGACGGAAGAAUCCGGAUCUUGAGAGGACAAGGUCGGAAGAAAGAAAGGUAGCCGCCUGCAACUUUGAGUCUUACCAGCGUCAGAGGAGACAUCCAGCGAUGGGUUUUAUUUGGGCUAUCUCAUGGCACCACAAAGAUGUCGGGGAUGUGAAUUUGAUGUCGAGCUACACUGUCUUGAAUCUUGAUGGCACCACAAAGCUGUUGGGAUCGCUGCCAAUGAUUACCACCUCUUUGUCAUCAGAUUCCAAAGAAGUAAAGCUUCAGGAGACGUUGGUGAGGGAAAAGGUAGCAUAG
Linum tenue is the source of this 399-nucleotide messenger RNA. Lineage: Eukaryota; Viridiplantae; Streptophyta; Magnoliopsida; Malpighiales; Linaceae. The record is from the annotation of a GenBank genome assembly.